Molecule: messenger RNA, 3127 nt
Organism: Enhydra lutris kenyoni (northern sea otter)
Lineage: Eukaryota; Metazoa; Chordata; Mammalia; Carnivora; Mustelidae
Product: thrombospondin 3
Biological process (GO): cell adhesion
Cellular component (GO): extracellular region
Molecular function (GO): calcium ion binding; heparin binding
Source: RefSeq, a predicted model, not a curated record
AUGGAGACGCAGAAACUUCGGGGGGCCCUGGCUCUUCUCCUCCUUUGCACUUUGGCAUCUGCCAGUCAGGACCUGCAGGUGAUUGACCUGCUGACUGUGGGCGAGUCUCGGCAGAUGACCGCUGUGGCGGAGAAGAUCCGGGCAGCCCUGCUCACUGCUGCUGACAUCUACCUCUUGUCCACCUUCCGCCUGCCCCCCAAGCAGGGUGGUGUCCUCUUUGGCCUCUACUCUCGCCAGGACAACACACGAUGGCUGGAGGCCUCAGUUGUGGGCAAAAUUAACAAAGUGCUGGUGCGGUACCAGCGGGAGGACGGCAGAGUCCACGCCGUGCACCUACAGCAGGCAGGCCUGGCGGACGGGCGCACCCACACGGCUCUCCUGCGGCUCCGAGGUCCCGCCCGACCCAGCCCUGCCCUGCAGCUCUACGUGGACUGCAAACUGGGAGACCAGCACUCUGGGCUCCCUGCAUUGGCCCCCAUUCCUCCUGCCGAGGUUGACGGGCUGGAGGUUCGGACUGGACAGAAGGCGUAUUUGAGGAUGCAGGGCUUCGUGGAAUCUAUGAAAAUGAUUCUGGGCGGGUCCAUGGCCCGGGUGGGGGCCCUGAGUGAGUGUCCAUUCCAGGGGGACGAGUCCAUCCACAGUGCAGUGACCAGCGCACUCCACUCCAUCCUAGGGGAGCAGACCAAGGCGCUGGUCACCCAGCUCACCCUCUUCAACCAGAUCCUGGUGGAGCUGCGCGAUGAUAUCCGAGACCAGGUGAAGGAGAUGUCUCUGAUCCGAAACGCCAUCAUGGAGUGUCAGGUGUGCGGCUUCCAUGAGCAGCGUUCCCACUGCAGCCCCAACCCCUGCUUCCGAGGCGUGGACUGCAUGGAAGUGUACGAGGACCCCGGCUACCGCUGUGGGCCCUGCCCCCCAGGCCUGCAGGGCAACGGCACGCACUGUGCGGACAUCGAUGAGUGUGCUCACGCUGACCCCUGCUUCCCUGGGGCCAGCUGCAUCAACACUGUGCCUGGCUUCCACUGUGAAGCCUGUCCUCGUGGCUAUAAGGGCACUCGGGUGUCCGGGGUGGGCAUCGACUACGCCCGCGCCAGCAAACAGGUCUGCAAUGAUGUGGACGAAUGCAACGACGGGAACAACGGUGGCUGUGACCCGAACUCCAUCUGCACCAACACCGUGGGCUCUUUCAAGUGCGGCCCCUGUCGCCUGGGCUUCCUGGGGAACCAGAGCCAGGGCUGCCUCCCAGCCCGCACCUGCCACAGCCCAGCCCACAGCCCCUGCCACGUCCACGCGCACUGUCUCUUUGAGCGCAACGGAGCAGUGUCCUGCGCGUGUAACGUGGGCUGGGCUGGGAACGGGAAUGUAUGUGGGACCGACACGGACAUCGAUGGCUACCCAGACCAGGCCCUGCCGUGCAUGGACAACAACAAGCACUGCAAGCAGGACAAUUGCCUUUUGACACCCAACUCUGGGCAGGAAGACGCCGACAACGACGGCGUGGGGGACCAGUGUGAUGAUGACGCUGAUGGGGAUGGGAUCAAGAACGUGGAGGACAACUGCCGACUGUUCCCCAACAAGGACCAGCAAAACUCUGACACAGACUCUUUUGGGGAUGCCUGUGACAACUGCCCCAACGUCCCCAACAAUGACCAGAAGGACACGGACAGCAACGGGGAAGGGGACGCAUGUGACAAUGAUGUGGAUGGAGAUGGCAUCCCCAACGGACUGGACAAUUGCCCUAAGGUCCCUAACCCACUGCAGACAGACAGGGAUGAGGACGGGGUGGGAGAUGCCUGUGACAGCUGCCCUGAAAUGAGCAAUCCUACUCAGACAGAUGCCGACAGUGACCUGGUGGGGGAUGUCUGUGACACCAACGAGGACAGCGAUGGGGAUGGACAUCAGGACACCAAGGACAACUGCCCAGAACUGCCAAACAGCUCCCAGCUGGACUCAGACAAUGAUGGACUCGGAGACGAGUGUGAUGGGGACGACGACAAUGACGGGAUCCCAGACUACGUGCCUCCAGGUCCUGACAACUGUCGCCUUGUACCCAACCCCAAUCAGAAGGACUCAGACGGCAAUGGCGUUGGCGAUGUGUGUGAGGAUGACUUCGACAAUGACGCAGUGGCCGACCCCCUGGACGUGUGCCCUGAGAGUGCAGAGGUGACCUUAACGGAUUUCCGGGCCUAUCAGACCGUCGUCUUGGACCCUGAGGGAGAUGCUCAGAUUGACCCAAACUGGGUUGUGCUCAACCAGGGUAUGGAAAUCGUUCAGACCAUGAACAGUGACCCUGGCUUGGCGGUCGGCUACACGGCCUUCAACGGUGUGGACUUUGAAGGCACCUUUCACGUGAACACGGUGACCGACGACGACUACGCAGGCUUCCUCUUCAGCUAUCAGGACAGCGGCCGCUUCUACGUGGUCAUGUGGAAGCAGACGGAGCAGACCUACUGGCAGGCCACACCCUUCCGGGCUGUCGCACAGCCAGGGCUGCAGCUCAAGGCGGUGACGUCUGUGUCAGGCCCGGGUGAGCACCUCCGGAAUGCCCUGUGGCAUACUGGCCACACCCCCGAUCAGGUCCGGCUGCUGUGGACUGACCCCCGAAACGUGGGCUGGCGGGACAAGACUUCCUACCGCUGGCAGCUGCUGCACCGGCCUCAAGUGGGCUACAUCCGGGUGAAGCUCUAUGAGGGUCCUCAGCUGGUGGCGGACUCUGGGGUGGUCAUUGACACAGCCAUGCGGGGAGGCCGUCUGGGCGUAUUCUGCUUCUCUCAAGAAAACAUCAUUUGGUCCAAUCUCCAGUAUCGAUGCAAUGACACGGUGCCCGAGGACUUUGAGCCGUUCAGGAGGCAGCUGCUCCAGGGAAGGGUGUGAAGAGGCGGCCCCCGCGGGAUUCCGAAUCCUGAUUUUAGACCCUCUGGCCUUGGGGUCCAUCCUGGAGACCCUGGGGUCUAACUUACAGCCACUCAAGCAAACACAGACCCUCCUCCAGCACCCACAGGAGUUCCGCCCCAGAAGGGUGGUGACCCCACGGUUCAGGAGUUGGGACAUUUUCAAGGGCUAUUCUUCUCAGGCACUAACCCCAGGAAAGAGAACAGCACGUUGCCAUAAAGGUCCGGUGGUUUUCUAA